This is a messenger RNA of Styela clava, 1744 nucleotides long. Its product is annotated as putative methyltransferase DDB_G0268948. Gene Ontology annotation, molecular function: S-adenosylmethionine-dependent methyltransferase activity. Lineage: Eukaryota; Metazoa; Chordata; Ascidiacea; Stolidobranchia; Styelidae. The record is from RefSeq and is a predicted model, not a curated record.
UUGUUUUCAGGUGUUUUGCUACGUCUUAGAUAUAUAUAUGUUAUUAUACUUUACAAAAAUUUUACCAGGAAUGCAAAACAAUAAAUACGCUGUAUAUUUUUGAGCAAUAGAAAAUUUGUUCUUGUAAUAAUGGAAUUGCUGAGGUAUUAUGAAACAAGGAACCUAGCAAAAGAUUAUGACAAAUAUCGUCCGUCUUACUCUCAAGAAGUUGCAGAAAAAAUUAUGAAAGAGGUACAUUUGCAAAUUAAUUCUUCUGCACCAUUUACCAAAUUGGGAAAAAUGUUGGAUGUAGGCUGCGGAGGUGGUCAGGCUACAUGUCUGUUUUCUCCUUAUUUCGAGUCCGUACUGGGAAUAGACAUAAGUGCUGGCCAGAUUUCAGUUGCAAUUGAAAAGAAUAAUGAGAAAAACGUGCAAUUUCAAUUGGUCAACAGUGGAAAGUUUCCUCUUCCAGAUAAUAGCAUUGAAUUUGUUAAUUGUGCAACUGCUGCUCAUUGGCUGGAUAUCACUCUGUUUGAAAGUGAGUGUGAAAGAGUAUUAAAACGUAACGGUUGUGUGGCGUUAUAUGCAUAUUUACAUAAAGAAGUUAUCGAUAUGAAUACAGGAAGAAUGUUAGCAUUGGAGCACGACUAUCGUCAAGCAAUACGAGUAUUCUUUAAAGCAAUUUACGCUCAUCCUCGAAAUCGUUUAGUAGAAAAAAGAUAUGAACCAAUUUUUGAUCAACUGGCAAAUCCUACUAAGAGAUGGGUCGAAAACAUUACUUUCGUCAAGUAUGACACUUUUCAUACUUUUAGAGGAUAUUUUGAUACAAUCGGAGAAUAUCGUAAUACAAUGAAUAAUCGCGAUACGGGUGACAAAGAUCCUUUGGAUGAAAUGAUGAAUCGACUAAAAGAGAUAUGGGAAUUAAAUGAUAAACAGGACAAUGAAAUUCAACUUAAAGUUAUCUAUGAAGUAAAUACAAUCAUGUUUCAUAAAGAGUAGCAAACGCUGCUCAAAUGUCUGAACAUACUCUUAGUACUGAGAAUCACAGAUUCUUUAUUGUCUUUCCUUAAUUCACAUAGUCAGCGCAGAAUAUACUCAAUCAAUAGUGCAAUUGAUACGUUUUAAUUAAAAGGUUUAUUUACGAUAUAAUAUGCGAAUCCACAAGUUGCCUCAAAUGUUGCGUACCAGAUCGUUUGUAAAUAUAAUUCAACAAAGUAUUUUUUUUUUAAGUAUCGAUUUCCAAAAGAUUAUCUUUAUCUUAUCUAAAUAAGAUUAAUAUUUUCUUUUUGCAACUAAAAUUAUAGACCUUUGUUGCGCCUCAGUUUGGCACACCCAUGACCUUAACUGCAGACGCUUUUCAUAUUACACAUGCAAUGAAGUGAUCGUGCUUCCGAGAAUCAAAGUUUAAGUUUUGAAUAUAAUACUUAGUUAAAUAAUCAUCUUAAACAAACGAAGCUCAGUUACAUUUAUCAUCUUUACCUAUACCUAUUUUGUAAUUUCAAAUUAAUUUGCUAAUUUAAUUCAAUUCAAUGUUUUGAACGCUUACGACCUACAACAAAAAAAAUGGAAAAAUUGUGCAGGGUAAAAUUAAGCAAAUCAUAUUUGGAAUAAUUAAAUAUUUUUUGAAUCGUUCCCAAAUAUAUUCCAAUUCCUUCAUUUGCUUCAUACUUUUAUUGAUUGGAAUAUACAAUCCACUCUUAUUUGAACCGUUUAUUCGGAGGUAAAUAUAUGGUAUGUCGUGCAAUGGUCUAGAACAGGAAUUCCC